This is a messenger RNA of Heterobilharzia americana, 741 nucleotides long. The record is from the annotation of a GenBank genome assembly. Lineage: Eukaryota; Metazoa; Platyhelminthes; Trematoda; Strigeidida; Schistosomatidae.
AUGUUGUCGUUUGAGCCUAUCAGUCGUCUAACUGUCGUUAAAUGUUUGGGACCACGUUUAGUUUUAUUUUUCAAAACAUUUGCUUUAUUCUAUGUUCUUUAUCCAAAAGAUGAGUCAACUAUUGGUUAUUGCUUUUUCAAAUGUGCUCCCAUUUUGUCUCUUAUCGGUUUUGUCUAUUUAUAUGGUGUUAAAAUGUCAAACAAUCAGUCUUAUUCAUUGAAAAUACUUUUUGGUCUCUUAUUUUCUUGUUUGGGUGAUGCAUGUUUAGUGUGGCCGAAAUAUCUUAUCCCCGGUAUGGGCUUAUUUGCUAUAACGCAUAUAUUAUAUGUGUAUGCAUUCGGUUUUCAACCUUUAAAGCUAUCCAUAUUGUUCACAUUACUUCCUGUAUUGAUUUGGGUUUGUAUACAUGUGAGUGAAGGUUUUAACGGUAUAACUGCUUUGGUUGGUCCAUCAUAUGGAUUACUCUUAGUGUUAAUGAUCUGGCGUGCAAUAGCUCAACUUACAAAACAUAAGCAUUCAAUACCUUGGACAUCAAUUGCUUGUGCACUAGGUGGAUUAUUAUUUGGUCUAUCGGAUGGUUUACUAGCGAAUAGUAUAUUCUUGGAAGAUAAAUCAUUUAUUUCCAAUUUUGUCUUACCAACAUAUUAUGCUGGUCAGUUAUUAAUCGCUGUCUCUGUUGUUGACAGCCAGUUGACAUCAAUCAAAAUGAAUUCAAAUUAUACCAAAAAGAAUAUAGGAUAG